CCACAUUCCAAACCACUCUCCGCCACCCAAUCUGGAAGAUAUAGUAGUGCCACAUUGGUGGGCCCAGACAAUCAAAAAAGAAAAGCCAACAGAAAAAGUUCUCAAGCUGAGCGAAAGUGCUCGAGAGGAACAUCAUAAUAGGUUCGCCUUCAGCACCUUGCCGGUGAAUAACGCCGGCAAUGCCGCGAGCCGUGUCCGACGGGGGCGAGGCCAUCGACGCCGACAUCGCCAGCCGGACGUCAUCGCACAGCCACAUGGACGGCGGCCAUCAUCAUCAUCAUCACGGCCACAAGGUCGAGUUCCCACCGAAGAAGAAGCUCAUCGACGAGUUCACCGACGCCGUGAAGGAGACGUUCUUCGCCGACGACCCGUUGCGGCAGUACAAGGACCAGCCGAUGUCAAAGAAGGUGUUGAUCAGCCUGCAAAACUUCUUCCCGGUGCUGGACUGGGGCCGGCACUACACCUUCCGCAAGUUCAGGGGCGACCUCGUCUCCGGCCUCACCAUUGCCAGCCUCUGCAUACCCCAGGACAUCGGUUAUGCGAAGCUUGCUGGCCUAUUACCAAAUUAUGGACUGUACAGCAGCUUCGUACCGCCUUUGAUAUACGCGAUGAUGGGAAGUUCCAGGGAUAUAGCCAUUGGUCCAGUGGCCGUCGUUUCGCUGCUGCUUGGCACUCUCCUCCAGAAUGAGUUUGAUCCCAAGAAGAAUCAGGAAGAGUACACCCGGCUGGCCUUCACUGCAACGUUCUUCGCUGGGGUCACCCAGGCAGCGCUCGGAUUCCUCAGGCUAGGGUUUAUCAUAGAGUUCUUGUCCCAUGCUGCCAUCGUUGGAUUCAUGGCGGGAGCGGCCAUCACCAUUGCCCUUCAGCAGCUUAAAGGCUUCCUUGGAAUUGCAAACUUCACCAAGAAGACUGACAUCAUCUCGGUCAUGAAAUCAGUCUGGGGAAAUGUUCACCAUGGGUGGAACUGGCAGACGAUAUUGAUCGGAGCAUCCUUCCUGGCAUUCCUCCUGGUUGCAAAAUACAUUGCAAAGAAGAAUAAGAAACUCUUUUGGGUGGCUGCAAUUGCACCACUCACUUCGGUGAUCAUAUCCACCCUUUUUGUCUAUAUCACUCGAGCAGACAAGCAUGGUGUCGUGAUUGUCAAGUACAUAAAGAAAGGCAUCAAUCCACCUUCAGCUAGUCUCAUAUACUUCAGUGGCCCAAACCUGAUGAAAGGAUUCAGAAUAGGAGUAAUAGCUGGCAUGAUAGGCCUAACAGAAGCAAUUGCAAUAGGAAGAACAUUCGCUGGCCUGAAGGACUACAAGAUUGAUGGAAACAAGGAAAUGGUUGCUCUAGGAACAAUGAACAUUGUUGGUUCAAUGACUUCUUGCUACGUAGCUACAGGUUCUUUCUCGCGGUCAGCAGUCAAUUACAUGGCUGGCUGCCAAACAGCGGUAUCCAAUAUUGUUAUGUCAAUUGUAGUACUGCUCACACUGGAGCUGAUUACUCCAUUGUUCAAGUAUACGCCCAAUGCCAUCCUUUCUUCCAUCAUCAUAUCAGCAGUGCUUGGCUUAGUCGACUACCACACAGCAUACCUUAUCUGGAAGGUUGAUAAACUUGACUUUCUGGCAUGCUUAGGAGCAUUCUUUGGCGUCAUAUUUUCAUCAGUGGAGUAUGGUCUGCUAAUUGCGGUUGCGAUCUCACUCGCUAAAAUUCUUCUACAAGUUACACGACCCAGAACAGUUUUGCUUGGUAACCUUCCAAGAACAACAUUAUAUAGGAAUAUCGACCAGUAUCCAGAAGCUACCUUGGUACCAGGAGUGGUAAUAGUUAGGGUGGACUCAGCUAUCUACUUCACAAACUCGAACUAUGUUAAAGACAGAAUCCUGAGGUGGCUGAGGGACGAGGAAGAACGUCAGCAGGAACAGAAGCUACAGAAAACUGAGUUUCUGAUUGUUGAGCUAUCUCCGGUAAUUGACAUUGAUACAAGUGGAAUCCAUGCCUUGGAGGAUCUAUUUAGAGCACUUGAAAAGCGCAAAAUCCAGCUGAUUCUAGCCAAUCCGGGGCCAGCUGUGAUCCUGAAGCUCCGAUCAGCGAAAUUCACGGAUCUCAUCGGUGAAGACAAGAUAUUCCUGACUGUCGGGGACGCAGUGAAGAAAUUUGCUCCUAAGGCAGUGGAGAAUGUCUGAAGAAACAGGCAUAGUACAGAGAAGUUAUUUUCAUUCUUUUGCAAGCUCCAUGUUUGCAGGUGUGAUUUAUAGAGCAGAGCAGCACAGGAAGUGCAUAACAUAGUUUUUCAAAAAGGUAAAAUAAAGGUGGUGUGCCGGAGUUGGAGCGCAUCAGGUUUGCAAGAUAUGGUUGGAGAAAAAAGCAGAUGGUGCCCGUUGCAUAUCUACUUCAGUGGCUGUGAAUUGUGAUUAGUAUGUUGGCAAGCACUUUGGGUGAAAGUUUGAUGGAUAAGAUAAGAAAAGAUAGUCAUUUGCUUAAGCUGUCAGUGUGUAUCUCCAUCUGGUUGUAAUUACCCCCUUUCUUUCUACUUGAUCAAGCGUACAAAUUACAAUGAGGUUUUACUUUUUGACGACCAAUGUUGUCUAUAGCGUCCAUCCAAUAUACAUGCUUUCAGAA
This is a messenger RNA of Oryza sativa Japonica Group (Japanese rice), 2604 nucleotides long. RefSeq names its product sulfate transporter 1.2. Gene Ontology annotation, cellular component: plasma membrane. The record is from RefSeq and is a predicted model, not a curated record. Gene Ontology annotation, biological process: transmembrane transport. Gene Ontology annotation, molecular function: secondary active sulfate transmembrane transporter activity. Lineage: Eukaryota; Viridiplantae; Streptophyta; Magnoliopsida; Poales; Poaceae.